GGUGUCGUCGAUCAUUGGUGUGGCCGCCCGGGAAAAAUGGAUGAAAAGCAAGACCAAGAAAAGCAAACUGUCGUGCAAUCAGGCAUCCGCCAACGCGAGGAAAAGCAUUUCGCUGUAUUUAUUUGUAAAAAAGAAUUGAAGUUAUUAAAGACAAGUUGUGAGCCAGAACAGUCAGUAGAACUACAGAAUGUAUUUUCCCAGAGACUUGAGAAGGGUAUAAUGUAUCCUGAUGUUGGCACAGUUAUAACUGUUGAUUUAAGUGCAGGUGGUGAGGAAAAUGAGGAGAAGUAUGGCUGCUAUUACUACAGUGUACAUGUGGGUGAGAAUGCCAGUGACCAGAGUGAAGUAACAAAAUACCUACUCUGUUUUCUCUCAAGCCAGGAACAAACUCUAGAUCUAUUUAGAACAGAUUUGGAUGAGUACUGCUCAGACAUUGUCAAACCUCUAAAAACUCAGGAUGUGUCUGAUUAUGGGGAGCUCCCUACUACAUUAGUUGAGUCUCUACAGAACUGGCAUACUGUUGCCAUUGACUACUUGAUCCGAUGUAAACAGGCACUGGGAGACAGUCUUAAGUUUCUCAUCUAUUCUGCUCUCCAUGACAACAAACUGGUGCUUACAGGAGGGACAGCCGAUCUUCAGGCAGAUAUACAAAGAUUUUAUAAUGCAUGCAGUCUAUCGGAUAUAUUGAUUCAGUUAAGAGACACUAGAUUGAGGCGAGAGACAGGAUCCUUAUCUGGCAGUGUUGAUUUGUUAGUGGAUGUUGACAGCAGACAGACAGACGCACAGAAUACAUUAACUGUCAGUAUAUCAGCAGAUUCUGUGAGGCUAGAUUCUAAUGGUUGUAACAGAUUCUGUGAAGAAUGGGCUAAUGCAAUAAACAGACCUGAGUUUCAGGACCAACCAGCUAGACAAAAGCAAGUCAUUGAAGCAUUCAAACUGAAGUUCAUCCAGACCAUGAAUACCUUGAAGAGAUUAUUGAGAGAGGCUGAGAAUGACUACUAUGCAUUAUACAGAUUGUAUGUCUUUCUGCGUGACUCUGGCAAUUGUGAAAUUUUGCUGCAUUAUGUGAGAACAGAGGGAGCCACAGAUGUUGCCAAUGUGUUGGAAGUCUUGCAGGACUUCAUACAAGAACAGGGGUCAGUCUAGGGUAGAUGUCAACAGAUAGCCAGGCUUGUACAUGUUACAACAUUCCAUCUAGUUACUUCAGCGAUUCAGUGCGUCUUAUCGGUGCAAACGUUUGACGCAACUUCUGUACUAAAUUACAUGUGUACUUAUUUGAAAUGUUUGGAAAUAUUUAACAUGAUACAUAAUUUUCAUAUAUACCAUAUGGAAUGUACUUUAACUAGCAAAGGAAUACUUACUUUUCAUAAACCAUGACAAGGAUUUUACUACUGAUAUUACCAGUGAAAGUUUGAAGAAUUAAUGAUUUGUCUAGUCUAAUAUUUAAUGUGCCUUUCUGUGAUAUACCUCUUGUAUACUUGGCAUUGGAAAAUUUCUGUCACCUGCUUGUCAUGAUAAUGUUUGUCAGUAGGAUUAUUUACGAGUAUGUGGUAAAAUGAAAUUAUAAAAUACGAGUAGCUUCCCUGUGGCAAUAAAGUCAGGUUACUAUUGUUUGAUCACAAAUGUUACCUAUCCAUACAAUUCUGGACAUGCAGUUUACUAGAUAUAAGUAAUAAAAAUAGAAUUAAAUGAGAACCUACAUCCAAAAUAUACCAAAACUAUAAAUGACAUUUUUAAUUGACCUAAUUUGAGAGAAAUGUGUGACAAGCAGAUACAGUUAUUUCCCAGUCAUAUUUCUAGAUGAUAAGGUUGUGCAUGUCUUACUAAUUAUGUUAAUAUGUUAGUGUUAUAUUUAUUAUUACAGUAGUGAAACACGGCUCGUUCCGGCAUCUAAACAAAGCAUGGAUACCUUAGCUUUCCGCUCGUACCCAGCAAUUUUGAACGAUCAGUGUUUCAUACCAUUAUUUGUAUAUAUUUUACUUUUCAAUUUAGUGUUAUGCAUGUGACAGUUAUUAUUAAGGUUGAUGAGUCAUAUUUGACGAGUUAUAUUGUAUAUUGCAUAUAACUCCUUAUUAUCUUUAUUUGGUUUAGAAAAUUUAAGAGUGUUAGAAAUUAGGACUCAGUUUUUGACAUGCAAUUUUGACACUUUAUUUAUUGAAGAGUAUGUUGUAUGAUUAAAGGUUGUCCGGUGAAUCAAGUCAGGAAAUGAUGAUAUUUGAAAUAGAGGCUUAUUAAGGUCCUCUUUCAGAUAUGACUCACACCCUUCAGUUUAAGCUUAAGAAUGUGAUUCUACAGGAGGUGUUCAACUUAUAGCAGAGAUGCAUAAAAUUUGAAUUUCUGAGAAGCAUGCACAAGAAUUUCAAAUUUGUUUAAGACUUUUUUCCAUCAUCACAGUAUUUUAUAGAUACAUAUUCUUUGUUUGAAAAAUAUAAAAUGAUACGUGAUUAAUUAGAGGGUGUAGUGCUUAUGCCUUUGAAGACUUACAAUUCAUGAGGGAGUAUUGGAAAAGUGAUGAAAGACCUUGGAUAAAAUGUUGCUUUGGAAUGUUCAUCAUUGUGAUGGCUUUUUGUGCAACAGAAAAUCAUAUUGUUGAAACACAGGAAAUUUCCAAAAAACUACAGAUUACAGAUUUAUCUCAUGAACUCAGAGGUCAGUUCAAUGCCUUAAAGACACAUGUGAGUGAAGUUUGGAUUUUCUCUUGGAGCUGUUUACUACAUCAUUUCUUAAAUUUUGGGUGCAGAGUUACCAAAAAAAAAAAAGAAAGAUCCACCCAGUGUAACAGUGUAGAAAACUACACAUUAAGGGUAUUUUCCUGGAGGCUGUUAAGAAAUUGUGGAAUCUGUACUGAAACAACUUUGUUGUGUUUGAUGAGAACGUAUAGUGAAGACCACUGUUCUACAUAAGAAAAAGUGACAAUGACCAUGAGAAACUGAAGAUCAUUAAGCAUGUCUUUAACUGCAGGACUUUUGGCAGAGGCUGGUGUCUUGAACAGGCAAGACUGGGAUUGGAGCAUAUAUAAACACUAAUUAAAGUGAAUUCCAGACUUUAAACCUUGGAGCUAUCAGUAUAUUUAAGCACUAAAGUGAAUUCCAGAUUUUAAACCUUUUGUGAACAAAGAUGUACUUAAACUUUUUCCAGAAGAUCUGACUUAAACAUAUUGUUGCGGCAACACAGUGUAUCUAGCUGUACAUUUGAACAAACAUUGAAAGUCUUAAAACUAGGGAAGUCAGUGUUAUAACUUCUGAGGAAUGGAUACCAAGUAUGAACUACGGUGUAAGGAGAGCUCUGAAGAUACAGCUGCAGAAGCACACUACAAAGCCCCUCAGAGGAGUUCAGAUUGUUUAAAUAUAAGUUGAACACCUCAUGUAAAUACUUCGAGUUUUGAUAAUUUUGAAGAAUAUGCACUGACUCUUUCACAGUCAGUAGUACAGUAUAAGAUUAUGAGAUAUUGGCGAAAUUUAUGAUUGUGCAAUAUUUACAUGAUUGUGCAAUAUUUGCCAGCAUGUUACUAAUUGCUAAGAAUACCUAUGAUUUUGACAAAGACCAAACAUAUUAUGCCAGGUGUUAUUUAUAUGCAGUUGUUCUCUGAUGAUGAUAUUUACUUAUCCUUAAAAAAUAUACAGAGCAUUUGGAGCAUUUAGAUACAAUGCAAGGAAUAAGGACAAAAUUUCCAUAUGUUCAAUUUGAUCCUUUCAUUCUUUUAAACAUAUCUUUAUUUUCAGAUAAUUCGGUAUAAAACAUAUAAUGAUCACCUGAAAAAUUUUGACAUGAGGAAUUUUAUCAUGCAUUUAUGAUUUAGCAGUGAUUUUGUAUGUACAUAAGAAUUAAAACUUUCUAUGUCAGAACAGAAGAUUGAUUUAAGAUAGAUGUUGCUGUAGGUUUUUCAAUUUUGUUGAUCACUUGCUUCAGUAAGACCUCCUUUAGAGAUCAAGUACUUAGAAUUUAUAAGGCUAUUUCUACUUUUAAGCUACUUCUUGCAAAUUUGUUAGUCGUUCUGAUCAAGUUCCUCCAGUCUGUUUGGUUUGUUAACAACUGUCAUACAGUACUGAUGUACUGCCAUCUUAACAACUUUGAAGAUGUAAAUUUUAUCAUAUACAUAUACAUUGUUGUAUAAAUCUAAAAAUAUAUAGAAAGUACUAUUCCACUAUCUGUAGACAAAUUUUUGAACUGCAAAACUUUGUAAAAGCAGACGAAAACAUAAUAAAAGUGAAUUUUCGUGUUGAAUAUGAUCACUUGGUUACAUA
This is a messenger RNA of Mercenaria mercenaria, 4244 nucleotides long. Its product is annotated as protein Njmu-R1-like. Gene Ontology annotation, cellular component: trans-Golgi network. The transcript is spliced from 9 exons. The coding region runs from base 37 to 1146 and encodes 369 amino acids. The record is from RefSeq and is a predicted model, not a curated record. NCBI's taxonomy places the organism in Eukaryota, Metazoa, Mollusca, Bivalvia, Venerida, Veneridae.